Messenger RNA from Linum trigynum, 3685 nucleotides. The record is from the annotation of a GenBank genome assembly. NCBI's taxonomy places the organism in Eukaryota, Viridiplantae, Streptophyta, Magnoliopsida, Malpighiales, Linaceae.
GUCAUAUAACUUGCUAUGUCAUAAUAUUCAACCCAACCCAUUACCCAAACUCAACCCUGACCCGUCAUCAACAAUCAAACCCACUCUGGUUCCUCUUGCUCCGCCACGACCCUAAUCUCCCCCUUCUUCAUCCUCCGCCUCUUUCAAACCUUAGUUCUCAAAGAUUCCCUUCCUUGCCUCCCGCGGUAGCCGCAACCGUCGAUUCCGCCAACUCACCGUCGAUAAGUCUCUGUUGGGGAAAAGGUCGGUAGAGAGUAUGCAGCCGGCGAUUACGGAGGUCUGGAUCUAACUAGGGAAUCUGAAGAAUCUCGGGGGUUGGAGACCCCACCAUCGGCCACUCCACCUCCCACAUAUUCUACAUCGACUUCCAUCGUCACCCACUCGACGUCCCUUCCUCCGCUUCAUACCUUAUCUCAAUCCCCAUCAGAUACCACCGCAUAGCCGUGUGCCGUGAGUGGAAAGAUCACUUCUCUGUCUUGGGCGUAACUCAAGGAAGAAAAUUAGAGAAAUGAAGGUUCUCUUCACUUUGAUUUGUAGAUAUUUUCAUGAUGUUGGGUGGAUGGUCAAGGAUCUCUCUCUGUCUUUGGCGGUCAAGGAAUUGGGUUUUGAUGGGGUCGGGGUGGGUGGUGAUAAUUGCUCAUGGCGGAAAGGAUUUAAGGAGGGACAAGGAAGCAGGGGAGAGAUGAUUGGUAGAAGGAAGCAUGGAAGGGAUGAUUGGUCAUGGUAGAGAGUAUCUACAGGGGAGAAGAAAGCAAAAAGAGGGAUGAUUGGGUAAUCUGUAAUCCGUCCACCUGGAAUCCCUCCCUCACUCUGAUUUUUUUGGCUCGCUGUAUUCUCCGACGGUGCAGCGACAAGAUGAUGGUAGCGACAGGAAAGGGGCUUGGUGAAAGAAUGCUAAUGGUCGACGGAGCAACUUUCUUCACCGAAAGGACUUUGGUUGGCAGGGGAGACAGAUGUGGGUCGGGAGGUGUAUGGAAGUGAGUUGGGCAGGUUGUGGGUUUUAAUUGGGUUGGAGUUUCUUGUGAUGUGGCAGGUUUUGUGACGUGGUGGUUUCAUUUUAUUUUAUGUUAUUGUUAAAAAUUGGUGAAUUAGCAUUUUUGUUACCCACAUCAGUAAAAAAAAAACUGAUGCCAUCAACGGAGACUAAAGGAAAGUAUACAAUUCCAAAAAAUAUUAAUCAUAAAAAAAAGAGAGGAGCUCUCUCCUCUCUCUUCGGUCUUUGCUUCGUAGUCGGUCGUCUGCUACUCAAUGCGUUGGUGGCAUUAUUCAACGCAAAUUUGAUGAAUUAGCAAACAGACUGGAAACAUGGACCGCGUUUGGCGUUCAGAAGCGUACUCACGAACAUGGACCGAGGCGGUAAACGUGUCCUUCCCGAGUAAGAACAUAAGCACCCCGAUCACUGGGGUGGACACAGAAAGCAUAAAAACAUCAAUUUCAAUUUUGUUUCGGUUGCACAAAUGGGGUUUUCUGCCUGCCUUCAUCAUCACAAAUGGAGAUUGAAUACCCUAAUAUUACUCUCAACUCAACCGCUGUGGUAAUGAAUCCCACAUGAGAAACCAUGUCUACUGAAAAUGAGUUCUUCGUUUGGGCAAAGACACUCCCACCUAUGCAGAAAUCGUCCCAACUAACACUGGCUACUCAAUGGCCGACGAUGACGACUGCUAACCUGACCAAGCUGGGAACAUUCUGAUCCGUCGCCAGCGACUUUCCUUAUCUACGCUGUCUAGGGAAAAAGUGGACGGUUGGACGAUUAUUUACUCCGGAUUUUAUUCCCCGAUUUGUGGGGAUUCGGGUGAUACCUAUCCACCGUAACUACCAACAAUUUAAAAUUCAAAAUUUGUCUCCUAGUUCCAGGAGAACUCUGCUACCGCGGGAGGCGGCGGUGUCGUUUCCAUGUAGGAAUGUAGGGGCAACUUCUACCUUUAAAUAUCUCAUCCCCCAACCGCGUAUUCUAAUUCCCUGCAUAAGGAGCGAGGCAAUUGUGGUGGACAACGAGAUAGUUGCUCCCUUCCUACAACGUGCCAACGGAACAUAAUCCUCCCCCUUUGGUCUUUUUUGCCUUUUAAUCGUUCCCAACUAUUUAAUUUUUUGUCGGGUUCUUCUUCCCAGUCGCUCGGAUCGAACUGUACGUCUCUAACAAGUCGCCCACCGCAUCCUCGAAUUUAUAAUAAUUGCCUAGCUUUACCUAUCUUUUCCUAGCAAACUAAGAUGGCUUGCGUCACGGAGGAUCAGGUGGUUCAGUUUUUGCUGGAAGAAGUUCAAUCAACGCGAUUUCGAACUUCUCAAACUUUAUUCGGCAGGCUGUUUACGGACAACAUAAUUACGUCGUUGGAGCUGAGGGAUGAGGUGAACACACCCAAGCUAGGAAGGGGUCAGGUUCGAGUCUCGCUGGCUAAACAUGGCCUUUUCGAAUUUGUGUUGCCGAGUGAAGAGGACUGCUGCCCCAAACAGGACUACGAUCGUGGAUACCUACCAUCACAAGGGGGAUUUUCGAUGAUCUGGCUGUGGCCCCAUUCCGAAUCCAGCUCUGGGGUGUGAAAGAGGACUGGUGCACCAAACAGUUUGGCCAGAAAAUUAUCGCUACUGCCAUUGGGAAAGUCUUGGAAGUAGGUGUUUUCGCCCGCAAGAAGACUUCAGAGUACUUUGUGAAAGUCCAAGCUCUUAUUGAUUUUACUAAACCAUUGAGAUCCCAGCUAAUGGCCACGAGAGAGGAGAUGGGAUGCUUCUCGGUCAAUCUUAAAUAUGAAUACCUGCUUAGCUUUUGCUUCCACUAUGGCCGUGUAGGACAUUUGCAGCGUGAGUGUUCCUAUGACCCGCCAACUAGAAAUGAAAGAUUUGGACCUCACAUGUCCAAGAAAAAGUUGGGGAGAAAAAUUUAUGAUCAAGAAGAGAUUACUCCACCAUUUGUGGGAGCUAGAAAAAUCGUGUGGGUGAAUAAGGAGGUUCGAGAAAACUUUGAUGAAUCAAGAAGGGCGGAUCGGGGACGUGGAAACGUGAUUCUGGAUGAGCAAAAAAUGGAGCAACAGUUGCCGAAUAGGAAGCUUAGGGGGGAAUCCUCCAACCGGGCUUAUGGUGGUGAGAGGGUGACCAUGGCCCGAGCGGCCUCACAUCAAGCUUCAAGAGGUAGCAGUCCACGUGGAUUCAAACGGUUGAAGUCCCUGCGGAUCCGCCCGAAUCAUGGUGUGCGCAAACUACCUGCUAGACAGGGGGGACGUGCUCCGGUGUCUGCAACUGGAAGUGGCCAACUUGAGAAUGAUGACGAUGUGGGGAGAAGGAAUGGCAGCUCUCAUCGACCGAUGGUGGAUCCGAAAUACCUGGCUGACAUGCGUGACACGAAGGAGGCUUCGCGUCGAAGAAGGUUGAUCCUCAUUGAAGACUCUAAUGAUGAUUUUGAAUUCCAGAGACUGGAUUCUACUGUUGUGCCUCUGACUACUGAUCGAGAACAAGCUCCACUUUCCAUGCAGAGAAGUCCAUCGACAACCCCUGAGGAAGGAGCUAACGCGGGAGUGCGCGGGCAAGAGCCUAAGCCUCAUCAAAGUGAACGCGGUAUAUCCAAGGCAAAGGAUAUAAAAUUGGUCGCCUCUUCUCGAGGUGAUAAUGAGAAGGAUAACCACACUCAUUAGGCGGAUAAGGGUUGAGCGGCUCUACUUCGGCGGAUUUUCCCUCGUAUAACGAUGACUAGUCU